Messenger RNA from Caenorhabditis auriculariae, 790 nucleotides. NCBI's taxonomy places the organism in Eukaryota, Metazoa, Nematoda, Chromadorea, Rhabditida, Rhabditidae. The record is from the annotation of a GenBank genome assembly.
AUGAAGAACUUCAAAGGUGAAUAACCCUUUCAUUUUAAAACUUUGUCAUUUCAGAUUAACAGGGUCUGAGCCACUCACACUCGAAGAGGAACAUAAAAUGCAACGAAGCUGGCUUGAAGAUGAAGACAAACUCACCUUCAUCGUUUUAUCACGAGAGUUAUACGAUGAUGGGAUACCACAGGUUUAUUUAUUGUUCAAAUUUUUUUAAAAUUGUGAUAAAAUCACAUAAAUAAUUGACAAUGAAGCUCAUAUUCGAAGAUUGCGUGCAUGGUUGGAGACGUCAAUCUGUUCAUAAAUUGGGAAGAAAGGAACGCCGAAGUUGAAGUUAUGAUUGCUGAACCGUCAGCUCGUCGCAAAGGAAUAGCUUUGGAAGCAGUUUCUCUUAUCAUUUCUUACGGCAUCAGAGUAAGUCGUUACGAAUGAUUCUCGGACAUCAAGUUAUUCAGAAAUUCAACUUAUUGAAGUUCACGGCGAAGAUUGUUGAGGACAACGAGGCAAGUAUGAAACUUUUCGAGAAACACCUACAUUUCAUUCGUGUGUCACACAGUUCUGUGUUCAAAGAAUUCACUUUGGAACUCCCGGCCUCCGAAUUCCCUCAAUUUGACCAAUACAUUGAUAGUGCAGAAACUUUACAAUAUUUUGAAAAAUAAGAAAUUUUGAGUUGCAAACGUUUAUCUGAGAUUUAUUGGAAGAGAAGAAAAUAACAAAAAAAGAAAAUAACCGUUAAUUCAUUAAAAUGACAGCAAGCGAUCAUUGUCCAAACAUCGAUCCGCAAAAGCAGAAUUUCUGA